This is a messenger RNA of Mauremys mutica (yellowpond turtle), 1531 nucleotides long. Its product is annotated as C-type lectin domain family 2 member G-like. The transcript has 9 exons. The coding region runs from base 1 to 999 and encodes 332 amino acids. NCBI's taxonomy places the organism in Eukaryota, Metazoa, Chordata, Testudines, Geoemydidae. The record is from RefSeq and is a predicted model, not a curated record.
AUGGAGGAUGAAGAAGGUUGCACGGUAUUAAACCUCCGACGCCAGGAGAAAACCACCACCCGCCUGUCACCAGGGAGGAGCCAAGAAGCUUCUCUCGUGGCUGAAAGGACCUACCAGCUGAUGUCUCUGGCGCAUCUGUUUAAAAUUGAGGCCAUUGAUCCAAACGGGCUGUCACCACAGAAGCUACUGAGACUGUCCCUCUCUAGGGCUGGGCUGGCUCAGGUGUCUCCUGGGCUGCAUGGGACUGGAGACGGGGUCGAGAUCCCAGCUCAACUUGAAGAGCCAGUGCUCCAGGGCAGCCAGCUGAGGAUGGGGAAGGCUCCUGAUUUCAUGCUGCGCUAUAAAGGCAAACCUGACCACUGGGUCGGCCUCCGGAGGGAGCAGGAGCUGGGCCAGCCCUGGAAAUGGGUCAACGGCACCGAAUUCAACAACCUGUUUGUGAUAACAGCAGAUGGUGACUGCGCGUAUCUGAAUGAUGAGAAUUGGCCCAGAAGUAGGGGAGAGAAUCUAACUGUUCUCACGCUCUCACUUUCAGUGCUGACAACCAGAUCCCAUGUGACCAGUUCUCCUUCCCCUGCUGCCUCGUAUCCAGUCUCCUGUCCAGGCCCCUCCUGCCCUGGCAGCUGGAUCGGGUACCGAGGGAAAUGCUAUUAUUUCUCAGAGAUGGAAGGGAAUUGGACCUACAGCCAGAGCCAGUGCUCAGUGCUCAGUGCCUCCCUGGCUGUGAUUGACAGUGAGCAGGACCUGAUUUUCAUGCUGCGCUUUAAAGUCAGAACAGAUCCAUGGAUCGGCCUCCGGAGGGAGCCCGGUCAGGGGUGGAAAUGGCCCAACGGUUUGGAAUUCAACAACUUGUUUGUCAUUCGAGGGGAAUCCGACUGCGCUUUCCUGAGCGAAGACACCGUCAGCUCUUCGAGAUGCUACAUUGAGCGAAACUGGAUCUGCAGCAAAGCCGAUGCCUAUGCAAAGGGAACUGAUACGAGGGGAGGCUCGAGAGUCUAAAAGUUAAAAUUGCAGCUCUGCUUUGAAAUAAGAUUUUGAAAAAUGGCAUUGGAGGGGUGAUAAAUGAAGAGGGGUGGGCCCCCACUUCCUGCAUUCGAAGUGCCAGAGUGGGGAUUCAGCCUUGACUGGAGGUUUCAGGGUUAUUACUUCUCGGCAAAUCUAUCAAACGUGCCCAUGUUCAAGGGAAAAACUGCAAGCCAAAUUUUCCCCACAGUGACCCCGCCUAGGAAACCUCCUCACCCAGUCCUCUUCCCAUGCUGCCUUGGUGACCUCUGGGCAGCCCCAUUGCUUUCAGUGGGGCUUGCACAGCUAUAAGGCCCAGAUCCACAGAGGGUCUUAGGCAUUGCAACACUCAGUGUUUCAAAACCUAGCGUGUAGGGGCCUGGCCACCCAGCAGAAUCCACAGCUCUGAAUUAGGCACUCUCCAAAUAAGGCACUCUUACUCUGGAAUGAGAGCAUCCACCCAUGGGAGUUAAUCCACUUUCAUUCAACACCCCCUCUCUUAUUCUGGAUUAAUUUUUAGGUGUGAACA